CCCUGCUACGUCACGUUUUGCUUUUCUUCAUAUAUUUGUAUUUAAAUGUGAUGCUCUAAUAUUGUCUUUGCCGUGCAUCAAUCUUAUGCGUGUAUUAAGUAAAUAGGAAACUAUGAACUCGCAUAAUUUUAAUUCGCAAUAAAUCUGAACCUUCAAAUCCCUGAGGAGUGGCGUCGAGCGCGCGCAAGCGUACUCAUAGGACAGCUGGCUGUCAGUGCUCGAGUACAAUCAAACGACCGAGGAAAGCACGGCACUUCUACCGAAGAUAGUUUAUUUUGUGUCUUUACUUGUUUUUUUAUCGUUGCUUUCGGUUUGGCGUGUACAAAGAGCAGUGCCUGGAGCGCCGUUAUUAAAUUACUGAGACUUCUGAAUUGCUCCGUCUGGCAGGACCAAACGCUGAGAAUAACGUACUUCAAAAUUAACCACUUAGAAAGGUGUUUGUUGCGCACUUGUGUUUCCCGCGCCACAUCCUCGCGGCUCUGUCACCAUGGGCAACCGGGGGAUGGAGGAGCUCAUCCCGCUGGUGAACCGCCUGCAGGAUGCCUUCAGCGCCAUCGGACAAAGCUGCAACCUGGACCUGCCCCAAAUCGCUGUGGUCGGGGGUCAGAGCGCAGGCAAAAGCUCUGUUCUAGAAAAUUUUGUGGGAAGAGAUUUCCUGCCAAGAGGCUCGGGAAUUGUUACAAGGAGACCACUUGUCCUUCAGCUCAUCAGUGCAACCUCUGAGUAUGCAGAGUUUCUGCACUGUAAAGGGAAGAAGUUUACAGACUUUGAUGAGGUUCGACGGGAGAUUGUAGAGGAAACAGACAGAGUCACAGGAGCUAAUAAGGGCAUAUCUUCCAUUCCCAUUAACCUCCGUGUCUACUCUCCAAAUGUUUUGAACCUGACCUUGAUAGAUCUUCCAGGGAUAACUAAAGUCCCAGUAGGAGAUCAGCCCCCUGACAUUGAAUACCAGAUCAGAGACAUGAUUAUGCAGUUCAUCUGCAGAGACAAUUGUCUCAUCCUGGCUGUCACACCCGCUAACAUGGAUCUGGCUAACUCAGAUGCUCUUAAACUGGCCAAAGAUGUGGAUCCACAGGGCCAGCGCACUAUUGGUGUGAUCACUAAGCUGGAUCUGAUGGAUGAGGGCACGGAUGCCAGGGAUGUGCUGGAGAACCGGUUACUGCCACUGCGCAGAGGUUAUAUUGGUGUGGUAAACCGUAGUCAGAAGGACAUUGAGGGGAAGAAAGACAUCAGUGCAGCUAUGGCUGCAGAGAGACGGUUCUUCAAAUCACACCCAGCAUACAGACACAUGGCGAACUGCAUGGGCACUCCAUACCUACAGAGGGUCCUCAACCAGCAACUCACCAACCACAUUCGUGAUACAUUACCGGCAUUUCGGAGUCAACUGCAGGGUCAGCUCCUGUCAUUGGAUAAAGAGGCUGAGGAGUACAAGAAUCUGAACCCAGACAACCACUCACGCAAGACCAAGGCUUUAAUGCAGUUGAUACAGCACUUUGGGCUGGACUUUGAGAAGAGGAUCGAGGGAUCUGGUGAUCAGGUGGACACGGUGGAGCUUUCGGGAGGAGCCAAAAUCAACCGUGUCUUUCAUGAGCGCUUCCCUUUUGAACUAAUCAAGAUGGAGUUUGAUGAGAAAGAAUUACGAAGGGAGAUCAGUUAUGCCAUUAUAAACAUCCAUGGGAUCAGGACAGGCCUUUUCACGCCUGAUAUGGCCUUUGAAGCCAUAGUGAAGAAACAGAUAGUGAAAUUGAAAGGACCAUGUCUCAAGUGUGUAGAUAUGGUGAUUCAGGAGCUCAUCAGCACUGUACGACAGUGUACUAACAAGUUAGGGACCUUUCCUAAACUUCGGGAGGAGACAGAGAGGAUAGUGACCACACACAUCCGGGAACGAGAGAGUCAAGCCAAAGACCAGGUUUUACUCUCACUAGAGAUUCAGCUCUCCUAUAUCAACACAAACCAUGAAGAUUUCAUCGGAUUUGCAAACGCUCAACAGAAACCCAAUCUGACGAGUAAGAAGGCUUCAGCAGGGAACCAGGGUGCCGCCCCUCCUCCACCCAGUCAAAUUGUGAUCCGCAAAGGCUGGUUAACCAUCAACAACAUCGGUCUGAUCAAAGGAGGGGCCAGGGAGUACUGGUUCGUGCUCACCGCUGAAUGCAUGUCCUGGUUUAAAGAUGAUGAGGAAAAGGAGAAGAAAUACAUGCUUCCUCUGGACAACCUGAAGGUGCGAGACAUAGAAAAGAGCUUCAUGUUCAGCAAACAUUCCUUUGCCAUCUAUAACACAGAGCAGAGGAACGUGUAUAAGGACUACAGGCAUCUGGAGUUGGCCUGUGACACGCAGGAGGAGGUGGACAGCUGGAAAGCCUCUCUGCUGCGGGCCGGGGUCUACCCUGAGAAAACCACAGUGGAUGGAGAGAGUUCAGGCCAGGCAGAGAGCUUCUCCAUGGACCCUCAGCUGGAGCGGCAAGUUGAGACCAUCCGUAACCUGGUGGACUCAUACAUGAGCAUUGUCUACAAAAGCAUCCGAGACUUGAUGCCCAAGACCAUUAUGCACCUUGUCAUCAAUAACGUGAAAGAGUUUAACCACUCUGAGUUGCUAGCUCAGCUUUACUCUUCAGGAGAUCAGUUCUCUCUGAUGGACGAGUCUGCUGAACAGGCCCAGCACAGAGAGGAGGUGCUGCGCACCCACGCGGCCCUGAAGGAGGCGCUAAACAUUAUCACUGACAUUUCCACCACCACCAUUUCUACCCCGUUGCCGCCCCCCGUGGAUAACUCCUGGCUGCAUGGUGGCUCCACGCUGCACCGCAGGUCUCCUUCAGGUUACAGUGUUCCUAAGAAGCAUCCCGCUCCAGUUGCUCCUCCUCUCCCUAUUCGCACAGAAACCUCUGCCAAACCUGUCUCCAAUAACACAGACACCACCAACACCACCAGCCGCCCAAAACGAGUCCCUCCCAGUGUCCCCAGGAGACAGCCACCAGCAGUGCCCACCCAACAGCACAAUGAGACCUAAACAGUAUCACCUGCGAGAGAAGAAUCAUCAAUGACAAGAUCUGCUUGAAUUUUCAUUAAACAGACUUCAAGAAAAUCUGAUACUCGAAGUUCAAAUUCUUGGGCACAAUGGAAAAACAUCAGCUCGAAUCAUUACUCUGUUUGUUUCAGACCACGUUUUUUUAGUCAACUGUCCUUUUGCUCACCAAUUCUGCUUUUAGUUGUCAAGAUCGAACCGUAUGAUGUCAUGCUGGAAAGGUUUGCUUCCGUUGUUGAAUUCUGUAUGUAGUUUUGCAUUGAGCACCUGUACGUCUGAGUUUUAAUCACAAUGGUUGUACAGGCUUAAA
Molecule: messenger RNA, 3329 nt
Organism: Xyrauchen texanus (razorback sucker)
Lineage: Eukaryota; Metazoa; Chordata; Actinopteri; Cypriniformes; Catostomidae
Product: dynamin-3-like
Exons: 22
Coding region: 488-3004 (838 amino acids)
Cellular component (GO): microtubule; membrane; cytoplasm
Molecular function (GO): GTP binding; microtubule binding; GTPase activity
Source: RefSeq, a predicted model, not a curated record